GUAACAAGUGUGACGUUGCGAAUAUCGGCAUGGGGGAAGACGAUGGGCGCGGGGAUGAUGUUCUCACGUAUGAGCGCCCUGGGAUGGAUAUUUUUAGAGCAAUUUUUACAAGUGAUGAUGAGAAGAGCGACGAGGAGAAGGAUUAUAUGGACAACGACGAUGAAGUGGACGAGCCCCCUGCCGUGUAAACGAGGUCCGGAUGUCAAGGCGCUACCAGCGAAUGGUUGUCGUGGAAGAUGUUGACCUGGCUGCGUUCAAGCCUACCUUCAUACUCAGGGAAUCCAAACCGAAAGACGCGGAGAAGAAGGAAAAGAAAAACAAG
This is a messenger RNA of Suillus subalutaceus, 322 nucleotides long. RefSeq lists its product as uncharacterized. NCBI's taxonomy places the organism in Eukaryota, Fungi, Basidiomycota, Agaricomycetes, Boletales, Suillaceae. The coding region runs from base 30 to 188 and encodes 52 amino acids. The record is from RefSeq and is a predicted model, not a curated record. The transcript has a single exon.